Molecule: messenger RNA, 4264 nt
Organism: Heteronotia binoei (common prickly gecko)
Lineage: Eukaryota; Metazoa; Chordata; Lepidosauria; Squamata; Gekkonidae
Product: polyamine-transporting ATPase 13A3-like
Exons: 33
Coding region: 232-3975 (1247 amino acids)
Biological process (GO): polyamine transmembrane transport; intracellular calcium ion homeostasis
Cellular component (GO): late endosome membrane
Molecular function (GO): P-type ion transporter activity; polyamine transmembrane transporter activity; ATPase-coupled monoatomic cation transmembrane transporter activity
Source: RefSeq, a predicted model, not a curated record
CCCCCCCCCGUCUCCGCAGCGGGAAGACGCGCUUCCGGCCCCGCCCCUUUCUUCGAACCCCCCCCUCCCCGCGCCGGGAGAUGUGAUGAGGGGCCCAGAGCGGUUCCUGAGGAGGCUGCCCCCCUCUCCGUCCUGGAUGUGGCCGGUGGAUCCGGGGCCCUACAGCUGACACAGUGACAAAAUCUGCCGAGCCUGGAGGUGGGGUAGGUGUGUAACCCACAGGAAGGAGACAUGGAGAGAGCGGCCGAGACGUUUGUGAACCGCAACGAGGAAGACGAGAUGGAAAUCUCCGGCUACAGGCCCUGCUGCUGGAAAGUGGCGCUGGUCUCGCUGGGCACGGUCUGCAGCGGAGGGUUCCUCCUCCUCUUCCUCUACUGGCUGCCGGAGCUGAGCGUGAAGUGGACCUGCCAGGCUGUGCCGCUGCAGGAUGCCCGGGUGGUGCUGCUGCGGACCACGGAUGAGUUCCGGACGUGGUCCCGAGUGCGGGUGCGCUCUCUCUUUGCUCCCGGCUCCCAGCCCUUGGGCUUCCCACAGCUGCCGUCGGAGAGCAAGAGGCCCCUGUGGCAGGCCAGCCAGCUGGAGGACUGGGAGGGCCAGGCGGGGCUUCUCUCCCCACCAGCCAGUGGAGAGCAGACAGAGAUCCGCUUCUUUGUCCACCAUCACGUGCGCUACCUCUGGAGUGCCGAGUCCCAGUCCUUCCGGCGGCUCACGGCCCUGGACCUCGGGCUGCCGUGUGCCUCCCUGCACACCCUUCACGGGACAGGCCUCCCGCGCAGCACCCAGGACUACAGGAGGCUUUUUUACGGAGCCAACCAAAUUGACGUGGAAGUGCCUUCCAUCCCCAAACUCCUCAUCAAGGAAGUGCUGAACCCCUUCUACAUUUUCCAAGCCUUCAGCAUGGUGCUGUGGUCCCUUGACGAUUACUACUUGUACGCCUCGGCCAUCCUCUUCAUGUCUCUGGUGUCCAUUAGCUGCUCCCUCUACACCCUGCGGAAGCAAUACGUCCUCCUGCAUGACAUGGUGGCUGCACACAACGUUGUCCGCGUGACGGUGUACCGGGGCCCCCAUGAGCUGGAGGAGAUCUUCUCCACGGAGCUGGUGCCGGGGGACGUGCUGCUGGUGCCUCCGGGAGGGCUGCCGCUGCCGUGCGACGCGGUGCUGCUGACUGGCACGGCCAUCGUCAACGAGAGCAUGCUGACCGGGGAGAGCGUCCCUGUCACCAAGACGGCUCUGCCCAACCCAACCCAAGGCGCCAACGGGCUGCUCCAGGAUCCGGUGUACAGCCCAGAAGAGUACAAGCGGCACACGCUCUUUUGUGGCACCUGCGUCAUCCAGACGCGGUACUAUUCCGGGGAAGCCGUGCGGGCACUGGUCAUUCGGACAGGUUUCUCCACUUCCAAGGGGCAGCUGGUUUGCUCGAUCCUGUUUCCAAAGCCGACGGAUUUCCGCCUGUACAAGGACGCCUGCAGGUUCCUCCUCUGCCUGGUGGGGGUGGCCGGGAUUGGGAUGUUGUAUUCUGUGAUCCGCAGCGUCCAGCAGGGGGAGCAAGCAGGCCGCAUCAUACUGGAAUCCCUUGACAUUUUAACCAUCACAGUGCCGCCAGCCUUGCCUGCGGCCAUGACAGCUGGGGUGGUGUAUGCCCAGCGGCGCCUGCGCGGGAAACAGAUCUUCUCUAUCAGCCCUCAGCGCAUCAACAUUUGUGGCCAGCUGAACCUGAUGUGCUUCGAUAAGACGGGGACCCUGACUGAGGACGGGCUGGACCUCUGGGGUUUUGUACAAGCACAGAAUGGCAGCUUCCUCCCAGCUGGGCAGGACGUCCGUGCCCCUGGUCUGUCCGGCUCCCCCUUGGUUGCUGCCAUGGCUGCCUGCCAUUCUCUCACCACCAUUGGAGGGCGCCUCUCAGGGGAUCCCCUCGAUCUCAAGAUGUUUGAGGCCACCGGAUGGGUGUUGGAAGAGCCCACUCAGGAAGAAACAGCUCUGCAUGACCAAAUCCAGCCCACGGUUGUCCAUCCUCCAGACCAGAUCCCUCCUGAGAUCCCACAGGGAGCAUCUGAGGACGAGGAGCUCAUGGAGUUGAUGAAACUCUACCAGAUCGGCAUCCUGAUGCAGUUCCCCUUCUCCUCAAGCUUGCAGCGCAUGACGGUGGUGACGCGCACCCUGGGUGAGAAGAAGCUGGUCGCCUACAUGAAGGGGGCCCCAGAGACGGUGGGCAGCCUCUGCCGCAAGGAGACGGUUCCAGGCAAUUUCUCUGCUGUGCUGGAGUCGUACACCCGCCGAGGGCUGCGGGUCAUUGCCUUGGCGUGCCGGCGGCUGGAGAACAAGUACACGUGGCACAAGGUCCAGCACGUCAGCAGAGAUGCCAUUGAGUGCCACAUGGAGUUCUUGGGGCUCGUCAUGCUGCAGAACAAGCUGAAGGCGGAGACGGUGCCUGUGCUGGAGGAGCUGCGCAGGGCGUGCAUUCGCCUGGUCAUGGUGACAGGAGACAACCUGCUGACUGCCAUCUCGGUGGGCCGGGAGUGCGGCAUCAUCCCAGCCAAGGGGAAGGUGAUUCUGACCGAAGCCCUGCCCCCCCGGGACGGGCAGCCAGCCACCAUCAACUGGCAGUAUGCGGAUGAGUUGCCUGCGGCCGAAAUCAAAAUCAUGCUGGAUGAGGAGGAACCGCCCCCGGGGGCCCCCCAGCCAAGCAUCUCAGAGACCAGUUAUCACUUUGCAAUCGGUGGGAAGUCCUUUGCGGUCAUCUUGGAUCACUUCCCUGAUCUGUUAUCAAAGCUGCUGCUCUGUGGCACUGUGUACGCCCGCAUGGCUCCUGACCAGAAGACGCAGCUGAUCGAGGCCCUGCAGCAGAUGGACUACUAUGUGGGCAUGUGUGGGGAUGGAGCCAACGACUGUGGGGCUCUGAAACGGGCUCAUGCCGGCAUCUCCCUCUCGGAGCUGGAGGCAUCUGUGGCUUCUCCCUUCACCUCCAAGACUCCAGACAUCUCUUGCGUUCCAGACCUCAUCCGGGAAGGCCGCGCGGCCCUCGUGACCUCCUUCUGUGUCUUCAAGUUCAUGGCCCUCUACAGCAUCAUCCAGUACCUCAGCGUGCUGCUUCUUUACUCCAUUCUCAGCAACCUGGGGGACGUGCAGUACCUCUUCAUUGACGUGGCCAUCAUCCUGUCUCUGGCCUUCACCAUGAGUCUGAACAGUGCCUGGCCUGAACUGGUCCCCCAGCGGCCGCCGACUGGCCUGGUGUCUCCCCAGCUGCUGCUUUCCGUGCUCACCCAGAUCCUUCUGUCGCUGGGCUUCCAGGUGGGCUCCUUCCUCCUCGUCCAGGGGCAGCCAUGGUACCGCCACAAGGAGGACGAGCACUGCGGCCUCGUGGCCAACCUCACGCUGGAUUCCAACAGGACGUCCCCAGGGAAUGUCACGGCAGGGCCGGAGCCCGAGGAGGAUGCCUCCGUGCGCAGCUUUGAGAACACCACCCUCUUCUACGUCUCCUGCUUCCAGUACGUGGCGGUAGCUCUGGCCUUCGCCAAGGGGCGGCCUUUCCGGCAGCCCACUCAUGCCAACGGCCUUUUCCUCGCUUCCCUGGUGACCAUUUCUGGCUUCUUGCUGCUGCUGCUGCUGUGGCCGAUCCCCGCCCUGGAUGAGUUCUUGGAGCUGGACUGCAUCCCGUACGAGUGGAGACUCAUCCUGCUGGCUCUGACGUUGAGCAACCUGGCCCUGUCCCUCUCCCUGGAGAACUUCGUCUGCGACUGCAACAUCCUCUGGCAGAGGGUCUGCUACACGCAGCGGAAGUACGAGUACCCGAACCAGGCCGCUUACCCCCAGCUGGAGCUGGAUGAGGUGGCCCCCGCCUACUCCUGCCGCCAGCAUGCCUCCCCCCGGGCCAAGUACAAGCGCCUCGCCCAGGAGCUCCUCUUUGACCCCGACUGGCCUCCGCAGCCACAGACCAGCACCAAGGCCCAGCUGCCUCCUGCCGAGAGCUCCACCUAGGGACGGGCAGGGGCAGGCCUGGAAGUUGGAAUACCUGCUCUGCCUCUUAGCCAGGGCUGCAAUCAGGAAGCAAAGAGCAUUGUGGGACUUGUAGUUUAUAGGCCACCAGUGGUCCUGUAACACCACAGAACACCCCCUUUUUGUGCUCCGUCCAGCAGAGGGCAGCAGCGCCUCUCCCCUCCUGCCACCAUUAUGCUUCCCCGGGGCCUCUCAUGGUACCAAUUAUGAGUUUGUAUUAAUUAUUACCGCGUGAAGAGAGUCAAUGUAUUAAAUUCCAAUUUGCUGAGCA